This is a messenger RNA of Syngnathus acus (greater pipefish), 1420 nucleotides long. RefSeq names its product SPC25 component of NDC80 kinetochore complex (gene spc25). Bases 114 to 842 code for a protein of 242 amino acids. Gene Ontology annotation, biological process: chromosome segregation. Gene Ontology annotation, cellular component: Ndc80 complex. The record is from RefSeq and is a predicted model, not a curated record. The transcript is spliced from 7 exons. NCBI's taxonomy places the organism in Eukaryota, Metazoa, Chordata, Actinopteri, Syngnathiformes, Syngnathidae.
UCGUGUUUCCGCCCACAAACAGACCGAACAAACCGCGAAAUUUUGAAAAUAACUAACGGGCGAACGAGCGAGUUUAACUGUUUUAUUAAAUAUUUCAUCACACGCCUUUGAACAUGGCACCUAUCACAGAUGGCAACAUUGUUUCCAUUUUUGCCAAGGAAAGGACAGAAGCGCACAAUAGAGCGCUGAAAGCCAUCGCUGAGCUCACGGACAUUUCUGCCGAGUUGAGUUACUUUCAUCGGCAGUUUCUCAAAUUGGUUCCAGAUACGGUUAUCAAGAAAUUUGCGGAUGACGAGGUACUGUUUGAGACCAUCGAGACGUAUAAAAAAGAUCAGCGACACCAGAAUGAAUCAUCGCAGCAGAAACAGCACAUUAUUUCAAAAAUUUCAUCGGAGAUUUAUCAAAAGGAAAUGCAGAAAAUGACUCUUAUGCAGGAAAUUGAGAAAUCUCAAGAAGGAAGAAACAAGACAAAGAAAUUACUUGAGUCCCAACAUAAGGAAAACAAGGACAAACUGAAAAAUCUGCAAAAAGCCAGAGGAAGCUUUGAGGAUAAUUUAAAGAUGGCAAUACGGAAAAUUGAUGCUGACAAGUUGCAGUUUGUGUUCCAAAGUAUCGACCCAGCUGAUUGGAACAGUCCAUACACCAUCACGAUGCAAUUCUCUAAAGACGGAUCAUAUCAUACUGUGUCGAGCAAGCCCUCACUGGAGUGUCUGCCAGAGUUGAUGAGAAAGCUGCAGGAGACCAAGAAAAUCUCGGUUUUCCUGAAGAAUGCGAGGAAGCAGUUUAUCUCCCAUGCUUCAAAACAGGGGACCCAAAAACGAGGCAAGGCAAUAAUCCCAUGAGGAGAUUGUGUAACCUGUGAGUUUUGUUUGUUUCACUUUUAUUCUGAUGUAAUCAUAGCAGAAGUCAUUUCAUCCUCCUAAACAAGAUUGGUCAUCUUUACACCAACGUAAUUGAUUUUUCUCAGCAAAUUUAAGACAAUAUUACCCUUCCAAAAAAUGUUAAACCAUUUUGUCGAUCCCAUUUGAAAGUCGCAGAGGCAGUCAGGCUUCAGAUGAUUUGAUGCUACUCAGCACAGGCAGCUCCUCGACAUACGUUGAGGGAAAAUGACCCGUCUGGCCAUUGAGGGCUCCAAACCACCAGCCAUUCUCGUCCUUUGUGUAAACGUCGAGUAGGUCCCCUGUCGACACACGUUAGUUUACAUAGUAACUCCGAUCUUCCUUUUUGGAAAGGUUUGGACACUUUUUUCCCUUCCGUACCUUCUUUCAGAGGUAAUUCAUCGCUUCGUUGAGGUUCGAAGCUGUACAAAGCCUUGCAUUGUCCCACGGUGCAAACGUCGGGCGUUCUCUGAACUGAAUGUUUAAUGUAUUUAGCAAAUGAUUUCAACAAUGUUCUAAAUAAACAUUUGAUUCCUAUAGAA